This is a messenger RNA of Alosa alosa (allis shad), 3074 nucleotides long. RefSeq names its product ring finger protein 139 (gene rnf139). Gene Ontology annotation, molecular function: ubiquitin protein ligase activity; zinc ion binding. The transcript has 3 exons. NCBI's taxonomy places the organism in Eukaryota, Metazoa, Chordata, Actinopteri, Clupeiformes, Clupeidae. Gene Ontology annotation, biological process: ERAD pathway. The record is from RefSeq and is a predicted model, not a curated record. Gene Ontology annotation, cellular component: endoplasmic reticulum; endomembrane system. Bases 173 to 2239 code for a protein of 688 amino acids.
CUUACUUCCGCGUUCUUCGCAUAGCAACAGGAGGAAAGCGAAGAUGGCGGAUCAUGGGGAUCCGGUAAAAUAACGUGUCCGAAGUAGUAACAAGCGACGGUCUCUUGAAAAACGAAGUUAUUGGAAUAACCUUUUCGAAAGACUUGGUCCCUCUGGGACAGCGGCCUGUGCCAUGGCGUCAACUAACGUCCGAAUCGGUCAACAGGCCUUGGCCGUACUGGAUGUGGCACUCCGCGUACCGUGCAUCUUUAUUAUCGACGCCAUUUUUAAUUCUUACCAUGAUCCUGGGACUGGAUGGGCCGGGACAGCUGGGAGGGUUUUAAUAAGAGUUUUUGGUAUUUUGGUAUCCAGCGUAGUGCUGGUCCUCUCCCAGAAGGCCCUGUUCAAGUUUUAUACACUGUUCUUCGCCGUGAUGCUGGGCGCUGUGGCUGUCAUGAUCAACUACUAUGCCACAUCACACAUAGACUUCUACAGUGCCUACUACAAAGCGGCAUUGGGCUUCCGGCUGCUUCCACGCAACGGCCCCACGCUCUGGCUGGGUAUGGCGGUUGUGCAGCUGCUCUUCGGCCUGGGCUACGUGGUGCUGCUCAACGUCCAGUCCACGUUUGCAGCGCUGGUGUUCCUGGACAUCAUGAUCCCGCUGUGGGGUCUGAUUAUCGAGCUGCCGGUGGACGUGCGGCAGCUGGUGGCCGUGGCCUCGGGCUUCGUGCUGGCGCUCAACACGGCUGCCUGCUUGCUUCUCAAACUCAAGUGGUUCUACUACUCGUGCCGCUACGUUUACCUGCUGCUGCGCCACAUGUACCGCAUCUACGGCGUGCAACUGCUGCUGGAGGACACCUGGAAGCGCAUCCGCUUCCCGGACGUACUGCGGGUCUUCUGGCUGACGCGCAUGACCGCCCAGGCGGUCAUCCUGGUCUACGUGGUGAAGGUGGUGCGCCACGAGAGUGGCCAACAGGCCACGCUGACAUGGGAUGUGUGCUGGGACCUCUUCAGCAACCUGAUCAUCAGCGGCUGUGACUCCACACUCACCGUGCUGGGCAUGAGCGCCGUCAUCUCCUCGAUGGCACACUACCUGGGCCUGAGCAUCCUGGCCUUCAUCGGCUCCACCGAGGAGGAGGACAAGCGGCUGGGCUUCGUGGCGCCCGUGCUCUUCUUCAUCCUAGCGCUGCAGACGGGCCUGAGCGGCCUGGACCCCGAGGAGCGCCUGGUGCGGCUCAGCCGCAACAUGUGCCUGCUGCUGACGGCCAUCCUGCACUUCAUCCACGGCAUGACGGACCCCGUGCUCAUGUCGCUCAGCGCCUCGCACGUACUGUCCGUGCGACGCCACCUGCCCGUCCUGCUGGUGUCCCUGGCACUCUUUGUGCUUCCGGUGGCCCUCAGCUAUGCCCUUUGGCACCACUACGCCCUGAACACGUGGCUGUUCGCCGUGACAGCCUUCUGUGUGGAGCUGUGCCUCAAGGUGGUGGUGUCGCUGACGGUGUACACGCUCUUCAUGGUGGACGGCUAUCACAACGUCCUGUGGGAGCGGCUGGACGACUACGUCUACUACGUGCGGUCCACGGGCAACGUCAUCGAGUUCAUCUUUGGCGUCAUCAUGUUCGGCAACGGCGCCUACACCAUGAUGUUCGAGUCAGGGAGCAAGAUCCGCGCCUGCAUGAUGUGCUUGCAUGCAUACUUCAACAUCUACCUGCAAGCCAGGAAUGGCUGGAAGACUUUCAUCAACCGCCGCACAGCGGUCAAAAAGAUCAACUCUCUGCCAGAGGUCAAGGGUUCCCAGCUGGACGACAUUGAGGACGUGUGCGCCAUCUGCUACCAAGAGUUCGCCACCUCGGCACGCAUCACGCCCUGCCACCACUACUUCCACGCGCUCUGCUUGCGCAAGUGGCUCUACAUCCAGGACACGUGCCCCAUGUGCCACCAAAAAGUCUACAUCGAGGACGAGGCGAGAGACAGGGCGGCGUUCUCCAACAACAAUGGCUAUGCAGACCCCGGGGGGGACCCGGACGAGUUUGCAGCCCCGGGCAGGGCAGAGGGGGCAGCAGCCGCAGCAGGUGGGGCAGAUCCUGACAAUGAGCUGCUGGAAGACAAUGACAGUAUAGAAUACGACGAAGAUGAGUGGGGCACACUAAACGGAGGCACACCCAUAGAGGAGGACUACAUUAAUGAUGAUACAGAUUCCAAUGGGCUUGUGGAGGUUUAUGGUGUGAGUGCCUAUACGAAGUGGGUGGAGAGGCUUUGAGUUCAGCGAGAGACGCACAUUCCUUUUCUAUUUCUCCUUCCUCUUAGGGAUGCCAUGGGGGUUUGUGUGUGUGUGUGUGUGUGUGUGUUUGUGUGUGCUUUGGGUCUGUCCAUGACUCAAAGGGAGAUGGAGAUCAACAACAGAACGAGAGGUCUGAUUAAACGUGACAUGCUACUGUAAUCACUGAUAUACCUCUGUCAUUACUACUGGUCUCUUGUGUGACCUUGCUUAAAUCUGUGUACAUUGUUGUACAUGUAAUAAAAAAAACAAAACAUACUCUUUCCCUUGGAAAAGAGGAGGCUGUAUUACAAUGGAUGUUUUUCAAAAGCCACUGGACUUUUGGCUGUUGGAGUGAGAAAAACUGCAGCCUCCAUGCUGCAUUGUUUGACUCAGACCAUAUCUGUGUUAAAGCAUCAAUCUCUGCAUUUCAACUAGACAGUUCCAUCAGUGAUCUGUUAAAGGCAACCACUGCUAUUUUAUUGUUUCAUUUGCAAUCAUUCAUUUUUGGUUUCCAUUUAGAAUUUGGCACAUUGGCUGACUGAGGGAGAGCAAGACAUGCAAGAUGCUAUUUAAAAAAUAAUAAUAAUUUAAUGCAACAGGCAGAGGAACUGGUGAAUUAAUGGUGGAAAAUUAUGUGUGUGCUGAUCUAGGUUAUUAUAAUCAGGAAGUGAAAAUAAUUUGAUUUAUUCUGUGGAAUAGUUGUGCUUUCACUUUCUGUCAAUGAAGGAAUUUUAUGAUUCAUCUUUUUUUUUUUGCUUUGGAAAAGGUGCAAAUGUUCAUUUUGCCUUUUGCUUUAAAGAUGAUGUAAAUAAAAAAAAAUAAUCUUUAAUAGUGA